Molecule: messenger RNA, 725 nt
Organism: Propithecus coquereli (Coquerel's sifaka)
Lineage: Eukaryota; Metazoa; Chordata; Mammalia; Primates; Indriidae
Gene: CD300C
Product: CD300c molecule
Exons: 4
Coding region: 53-709 (218 amino acids)
Cellular component (GO): plasma membrane
Molecular function (GO): transmembrane signaling receptor activity
Source: RefSeq, a predicted model, not a curated record
CUGGCCACUCCUGGGAUCUGACACAGCUGCAGGUGACCUCUGUGCUGGAGGAAUGACCGCCAGGGACCGGGCCACGUGGCUGCCUCUGGCCCUGCUCCUCCUGCAUGUCCCAGGCUGUUUCUCUCUGAGCUGCCCCGACACCGUGACGGGCACCGUGGGGGGAUCCCUGAGCGUGCAGUGUCAGUAUGAGGAGGAGUUCAGGACUGCAGACAAAAUCUGGAGCACAUAUAGCGACGACAUUGUGGCGACUGGCGGGUCAGAAAGAGAAGUAAGGAGUGGCCGAGUGUCCAUCAGGGACCACCCUGAAAACCUGACCUUCAAAGUGACCUUGGACAACCUCACAAUGGAGGACAGUGGCGAGUACUGGUGUGGGAUCCGAAGCCGUCCCAUCGACGGAAUUUACAGGGCUGACCAGGUAGAGGUGACGGUGUUCCCAGCCCCGACCGCAGCCUCCAGCCCCGACAGCCUCACAGGCACGGCGUGUCCUCCCACGCCCCUGCCAGCAGGCACCUGGCCCAGCUCCUCCGGGCAGGACAGCCCCGAUGCCAGCCCACGCCCUCGGUGCCUGCAGGACAAAGCCCACUUCCUGCUCCUGAUGCUCCUGAAGCUGCCCCUGCUCCUGAGUGUGCUGAGUGCCGUCCUGUGGGUGGGCAGGCCUUGGGGAAGCCUCGGGGCCAGGCAGCAUCAGCCUGAUGAUGAAAUCCAGUAGCCCUGAUGCCCAUCGA